Molecule: messenger RNA, 1770 nt
Organism: Tripterygium wilfordii
Lineage: Eukaryota; Viridiplantae; Streptophyta; Magnoliopsida; Celastrales; Celastraceae
Product: endoplasmic reticulum-Golgi intermediate compartment protein 3-like
Exons: 13
Coding region: 263-1423 (386 amino acids)
Cellular component (GO): endoplasmic reticulum; COPII-coated ER to Golgi transport vesicle
Source: RefSeq, a predicted model, not a curated record
AACAAGAACAAAAAAAGAACGACAGCCUUAAUAGUUCAUACGGCUUUUCCCAAAAACUCUCCAAAACUUGAACGCCUCGUUGAAACACUGGAUUGUUAUUUUGAUCAAUUCCACGGCGGGAUGUUUGAAGCCAUCCGUUAUCUAUGUUCAUCAAACAAAUUAAUAUUAGAUAGAUUUUUGUCAGAUUAGUGUGUAUUAUUUAUAAGCGUCAAUCGUUGAUCCAUCCGUCAGAUCCGAGAAUUUUCAUUUUUCGGACGCGGCCAUGGACGGACUUGUGAACAGGCUACGAAGCUUGGAUGCCUACCCUAAAAUCAACGAAGAUUUCUACAGCCGUACUCUAUCCGGUGGCGUUAUCACCAUCGCCUCCUCCAUGGUUAUGCUCUUGCUCUUCUUCUCCGAGCUAAGAUUAUAUCUUCAUGCUGUUAUGGAAACGAAGCUCGUGGUUGAUACUUCAAGAGGGGAAACUCUACACAUCAAUUUUGAUAUCACUUUUCCUGUCCUUCCAUGUUCUAUCCUUAGUCUUGACGCCAUGGACAUAAGUGGAGAGCAACACCUUGAUGUGAAACAUGACAUAAUCAAGAAAAGGUUAGAUGUUCAUGGCAACGUAAUAGAAUCAAGGCAAGAUGGAAUUGGCGCUCCCAAGAUUGAAAAGCCUUUACAGAGACAUGGCGGCCGGCUUGAGCACAAUGAAACAUACUGUGGUUCUUGCUAUGGUGCAGAAGCGGCAGAUGAUGAUUGUUGUAAUUCCUGUGAAGACGUUCGUGAAGCAUAUAGGAAAAAAGGUUGGGCAAUGUCAAAUCCAGAUUUGGUUGAUCAGUGCAAAAGAGAAGGUUUUCUACAAAGGAUCAAGGAUGAGGAAGGAGAAGGAUGUAACAUUUACGGAUUCCUGGAAGUUAAUAAGGUAGCUGGAAAUUUUCAUUUUGCACCUGGGAAAAGUUUCCAUCAAGCAGGUGUUCAUGUACAUGAUCUGCUGGCAUUUCAGAAGGAUAGUUUUAAUAUAAGUCACAAGAUCAAGAGAUUAGCUUUCGGAGAAUAUUUCCCUGGUGUUGUGAAUCCUCUCGAUGGGGUGCAUUGGACACAUGAAACACCAAAUGGGAUGUAUCAAUAUUUUAUCAAGGUCGUACCUACUGUGUACACAGACGUCAAUGGGCACACCAUCCAGUCAAAUCAGUUUUCAGUAACUGAACAUUUUAGGAGCGCAGAAGUGGGUCGCCUUCAGUUUCUACCAGGUGUUUUCUUCUUUUAUGACCUUUCUCCAAUCAAGGUGACUUUUGCAGAGGAGCAUGUGUCAUUCCUGCACUUCCUGACUAAUUUGUGUGCUAUUGUUGGAGGUGUUUUUACUGUUUCGGGGAUACUAGAUUCAUUCAUAUACCAUGGUCAAAGGGCAAUCAAGAAGAAGAUGGAACUUGGUAAAUUCAGUUGACCUCUCUGUCCGGUUGGCUUGGUCGAACUUACUUUUCAGGUUGUUGCCAGUUCCGGAAGAGACUCGCAUGGGGAAGGGAAUCGUCAGAUGGGCUCGUCCAAUUAGGGUGGGUUAGUUUCGUUGGUCAAAAUCCAAGGCUUUGUCAGGAUCAUUUUAUUUAUCUGAUCAUGUUCAAUUGUAUUCAAUGAUAACCCUUUUUGGCUUGUUUUCACUGGGGUUUAUGUCACUUGACGGAGACAGACAAAUUGGACUUGGGGACAAUUUAUGACCAAAAAUGAUUAAAUACUACUAACUCGUAAGAAUUGAUCAUGUAUUUAUCGACACAUUGAAACAAUGUGUUCAACUUC